AUGGAUUGGAAAAAUCCGGAGCGCCGUCGCAAGAUAGUGACAUAUGGCAAGUCAUCGCACAAUCAACCUGAACACAAUCGACAACCGGCACGAUCCUACUUGGGACCAGACGAACGCGAUACCAAUGGCUUAAAUGCGCCAUUGCGAUCUGAGCUUGAAUCACGACUGCAGACGUCAGAUAAUCAUCAUGCGUAUAAGAAGGAAGAACUUAAAGACAGGAAUCUCAAAGAAAAGAUGCCUUCCAAGCCUGACACUUCCGCUCAAGACAGCCAGCGUAACUUGAGGUCUCCGAAGCGGCGCAAGGUUGCGGUUGAUAGUGGCACGCAAAAUGUCGACGAUAUCAUCAAGCCUCAAUCUAAUAUUACAGCAAAUGAUACCCAUAGAGCUUCGUCUUCACGGCUACGUGCAAGCCUAGACAAUACGAUUACCACCGAUAAACAGGACACCGGGUCUGUCAAGUCGUCGCUACGUACUUAUUCUAAACCUUUAGGAUCUAGUACUCGGUCGAAAGGUUAUGAUACUAGAGCUGUCAAGUCAACUGGGCCCUUACCAGGAUCGAUGUCUCCAUCGAGUAAUAAAACCCCUGGCCUACUCUUUAAUAAAAUAGACUCUCAGUCGGAGUCGCAGCUUUCCCAGCAGAAAAGGGUUCAGAGACGUGGAUCAUUUAGUACAACCCCUGCGCAAAACGGUAUCGGCACCCAUACAGAUGAAUCCAGAACGCGAAGACGCCUUGUGGAUUCCCUCGGCUCACACGAUAUUCAAGAAGACGAAGAUACGUCCAGUGAAACUGACCCUGUGUACCGUCCGGCCACCCCGGACUUAGCGACCGAAGCUCCUAGUACUCCAAUUAACUCUGAGAGUCAAAGUUGGCAUGCUAUUUACGAGGAGCCUAGGGCGCGAUGCCUUGCCAAUGACGUGGCCGAAAAUACUGCCUCUCCUCAGACAAGCAGCCCAAAGAUCACAUAUGCCCGACAACGAUCAUUUCUUAGUAACAUUGAUUCUAAUGGUAGUCUGGGGGUUGAUAGUCAACUGAACAUUCAUGGCGAUGUACAUGCUUCGUCGAUGCUGCAAAACCCAGCUGCAAGUGCAGAAGACGAACAUCCAGAUGCCAGUUCUGUGCGAAGUAUCCACGAAUUGAGACGAGCCGGAGUGAAUGCUCGUUUUCAGGGCAUCGUAGAUUCCAUUCUUGAAGAUAUCGAGGAGGUUUCCAAUCCCCUUUCCGUUCGAAGAAGUGGCCUUAUUCAACUAUGUGAGAAGCUAUUUGAAGAUACGUUUGCACAGCGAUUUAUUGAAUAUGGAGCUGCUUCGCGUCUGGCAAAUUCGAUGCCUGCGAAACAAGAUGUGAUCUCGGCUCUUCUUUCUAUGGAGGCUUAUGCUUUAAUGCUUCGACUGAGUCAUCUGCCUUCAAGUCUUUACCUAACUUUCUGGCCAAAAAUUGUCGCUACAGCCCCCACUUUGCUUUCCAUACAGGAAGGAAUUUCGAAGCUUAUUGUACAACGGCGUUUUGGGCUUUCUAGGGUCAACCAAGCAACUAUAAACGACGUCUCGGUCCGAUCUGGGAAAGUCACUGGCUUGGACCAUGCGUCCUCACCUCUAUCACCGCAGCGAUUGAUACUGCAUUGUAUGCAGUUAACUAUUCGGAAAUUGCGAGAUGGUGAUGCUGCAGACGUUCUACCAGUGGAAAUAGUAUCUAAGCUGGUAGACCUACUAUUGGCGCUUUCUGGGCAUGCAAGUGGACAUAUGACCGACCAGCAUGUUAUCUCAGAGAACUACGACAUUUUUGAAAGUAUAAUUUCAAUAUUAGAAAGUUAUACAACAUCUUCGAUCUCUAUCGGUGACGCCCAGCAGGACGCCUUGACAUCACUUGCUGCUUCUAGUCAAUUUCUGUCCUGGUUGAGCGAAGAGACCGAUGCGCGGUGUUUCCAGCUUUUAACACUGCACCUGAGGCUCAUUUUGAACAUUACGAACACGAAUUCCCAAAUAUGCGAACGAUUUGCUACACCUGACCUCAUAAAUAGCCUAGUUAUGAUUGUUCUAUCAAGUUAUCCAGGUGCGACAGGAGAUAACAUCAAUGAGAAAAAGGACUCUCUCGACAUCGUGAUUUUGGCGUUAGGAGCGUUGAUAAAUUUAACAGAAGAGAGUGAGGCUGCUAGGCAAAGAAUUUCUAGUCAACACAAAGGGACUAGAACAUUACUUGCACAUCUCCUUGCAGUGUUCACUGAAGGUCUGGAUACAGUAUCUGAGGCUGAUUCGGUGGGCCAAACUCAUUCCAAUGUCGCAUUUGGAUAUCUCUCUAUUCUCCUUUGCACGAUGUGUCUAAACUACGACGUGCGCGUCGCUAUCAAGAGCUCACUCAAUGGCACUGGUCUAAAUAGACUUCUUGCCACUGUAGAAGAGUUUCUUCAUUAUCACCGCAAGGUUGAUGAAGAGCUCUCUCAGUCACAAGCUUUGGGAGAGUUUACACUCCGGCUUGAAAGGAUUUUGAAUCAAAUUCGAGAUAUUGGAGUGUAG
Molecule: messenger RNA, 2511 nt
Organism: Talaromyces proteolyticus
Lineage: Eukaryota; Fungi; Ascomycota; Eurotiomycetes; Eurotiales; Trichocomaceae
Product: wings apart-like protein regulation of heterochromatin-domain-containing protein
Exons: 3
Coding region: 1-2511 (836 amino acids)
Biological process (GO): regulation of chromosome condensation
Source: RefSeq, a predicted model, not a curated record